Cyphellophora europaea CBS 101466 is the source of this 1158-nucleotide messenger RNA. RefSeq lists its product as uncharacterized. NCBI's taxonomy places the organism in Eukaryota, Fungi, Ascomycota, Eurotiomycetes, Chaetothyriales, Cyphellophoraceae. Gene Ontology annotation, biological process: protein import into peroxisome matrix. Gene Ontology annotation, cellular component: peroxisomal membrane. The record is from RefSeq and is a predicted model, not a curated record. The coding region runs from base 1 to 1158 and encodes 385 amino acids. The transcript has a single exon. Gene Ontology annotation, molecular function: zinc ion binding.
AUGACAGAGCCAGUACCAGAACCGCCCUCACUGGGCUCCUCGCCGUCGAUAGGACAUUCGAUGAAUUACCCAUUUGCGACGUCGCCAGACAUACUACGAGUUCACCAGAAAGAUGCCUAUAUGACCACACAACUGUCUGUCGAUGCUUCGAACAUUCUGCGGGCCUUGCUGGGCGCUCGAUUUGCCCAUAAGUACUCAGGUGCUACCGCAACGCUCUCCGAACUUGCAUACCUGUGCCUGACUACCCUACUCGGAAACCGAACACUGGGGGAGGAGUAUUGCGAUGUAAUUCAGGUCUCCAGUGCCUCACCUGCACUUCAGCUGCCGAGUCUCGCGCAACGACUAUCAUACAUCAUUUCUGUUACACUAACACCUUGGGCUCUCUCCCACUCCUUACCCGCUCUCCGGAGGCGUCUUCGCUCCAAGCUUGAGUACGGCAUUGGGCGGCAGAAGGCGCGGUCCAAGCCGUCUGACAAACCAUCAGCAUCGUUGCGGACAAAAGAGUACAUAUUGAAACACCUAGACACCCUGACAUCUCUUUCGCCUAUCUACGCUAUCUCGUUGACUGCCUUCUACUUCACCGGCAGUUAUUACCAUAUCGCAAAACGUCUCACAUCACUACGCUACAUUUUCACCAAGAAGCUUGGUCCCAAUGAACAGAGAGAAGGCUAUGAGGUCCUCGGCGUACUUCUUGUGCUGCAGAUUUUGGUGCAGUCGAUUCUACACGUCCGCGAGACAGUCUUCCCUAGGUCAGACCAGCUUAGUGUGACCGCACCCACCGCUGCCUUGGUAGGACCCGGCAUAGAAUUGCCCGUGAAUAGCAGCUCUUCCGAUCCAGCAACUCUUCCUUUGCCACAAGAGCUUCCACCAGGGCUAGCCGCGAACACCGCAACGCCUGUGCUUGCGGAGCCACGCAUUGAGCUCUCUGAGCCCUCCGCACUCGCUUACAUCGGAGCAUCCGCAGACUCGUCCGCAGAAACUGAACAGCAACGAAAGUGUACACUCUGCCUCGAACCUUACAAGGACCCGAGCGUAACAACUUGCGGACAUAUCUUCUGUUGGGAAUGCGUUAUGGACUGGGUCAGAGAGAAGCCCGAGUGCCCAUUGUGCCGACAGAGUAUCUCUGCGCAGAAGGUGUUGCCAAUACGCGGCUACUAG